Messenger RNA from Xyrauchen texanus (razorback sucker), 651 nucleotides. RefSeq lists its product as uncharacterized. Bases 1 to 651 code for a protein of 216 amino acids. The record is from RefSeq and is a predicted model, not a curated record. The transcript is spliced from 3 exons. Lineage: Eukaryota; Metazoa; Chordata; Actinopteri; Cypriniformes; Catostomidae.
AUGGGAGACCAGCUGAAAACCAGCUUUGCCAAACUUAAAGACCAGCUUAUACCAACUAAGACAAGCAACCAGCUUAGGCUGGUACCAUCUUGGACAGGAUGUGAGACCAGUUUAAAAACCAUCUUUGCCAGACUGGGAGACAAGCUGAAGACCACCUUAGCCAGGCUAGACAACAAGCUGAAGACCUCCUUGGCCAGGCUGGGAGACAAUCUGAAGACCUCCUUGGCCAGGCUGGGAGACAGGCUGGGAGACAAGCUGAAGACCUCCUUGGCCAGGCUGGGAGACAAGCUGAAAACCACCCUGGCCGGGCUGGGAGACAAGCUGAAGACCUCCUUGGCCAGGCUGGGAGACAAGCUAAAGACCACCUUGGCCUGGCUGGGAGACAAGCUGAAGACCACCUUGGCCUGGCUAGGAGACAAGCUGAAGACCACUUUGGCUAGAAGACAAGCUGAAGACCACCUUGGCCAGGCUAGAAGACAAGCUGAAGGCCUCCUUGGCCAGGCUAGAAGACAAGCUGAAGACCACCUUGGCCAGGCUAGAAGACAAGCUGAAGGCCUCCUUGGCCAGGCUGGGAGACAAGCUGAAGACCACCUUGGCCAGGCUGGGAGACAAGCUGAAGACCACCUUGGCCAGGCUGGGAGACCAGCUUAG